CUGUCUUCCCAGACAAGUCCGGUAGCAGUUUACCGAACCCUGAUGGAUGGAAGGCUUGGUGAGCUUGAGGCGCUGGGACCGAUCCCAUUUGUAUUGCAGGACGCCUCUGACCACUGCAUUGCAGGCUCCCCACGUUUUUUACGAAACAUUAUUAAGUCUGUAACUCCUCGAGAAGAUGUUAUUAUAGGAAAUGUGGCUGGUCGUAAAGGAUUUCCCCAUGUCGUCUAUGCUCGUGUCUUUCGAUGGCCGGAUUUACACAAGAAUGAGAUACGUCAUCUAAGCAUUUGUGAAUGCGCUUUCGACCUUAAGUGUGACUCUGUAUGUGUGAAUCCAUACCAUUGCGAACGUAUCUUGAAUCCAACACUUAAUAAUUUCUUCGACUCGAACUGGGGUUGCUUUGUUUACUACGAGCGAGAAACGCAAAUAGGUAGACUCCAGGUGAAGCAUGCUAACAUGUACAUUGAUGGUGGGUUUGGCCAAGCUUCUAAUAGGUACUGUCUAGGACGGGAAAACAAUCCGCUUCGUGAACCAGACUUUUCUUGUAGGCAAACGAUUGGAGAUGGCAUUCGUCUUUCUUUCAAGGAAAACGGCGAUGUUUGGGUGCAGGUGUACACUGGACGUGCUAUAUUCGUCCAUUCGCAUUAUCUAGAUCGAGAAUCUGGUCGAGGUGCCGGUGACGUGGUCCAUAAAGUGUAUCCCGGGGCGAAAAUCAAGAUUUUCGAUUUGAAUAAUGCCAAGGCAAUCCUUCGUCAACAUAUGGUUGCGUGUCAAAUGGCCAGAGAGUAUCUAGCGGGUCAUAAGACGCCUAUGGAUGAUUUGUUUCGCGUGUAUAAGAAGAAGCAAUUCAAUAAGCGAGAUAUUUCCACUGAUGAUAUGAAACGAUUUUGUGUAGCUCGAAUAUCGUUCGUAAAAGGGUGGGGUCCUGACUAUAGCCGAAGAACAAUUAACGAGUGUCCAUGCUGGAUUGAAGUGAAGAUGAAUCGGUGUGUUAAUUUGAUAGUUUCUUUUUGUUAUUUGUAUCCAUUGUCGUUACGAUGA
Angiostrongylus costaricensis is the source of this 1038-nucleotide messenger RNA. The record is from the annotation of a GenBank genome assembly. NCBI's taxonomy places the organism in Eukaryota, Metazoa, Nematoda, Chromadorea, Rhabditida, Metastrongylidae.